Messenger RNA from Ilyonectria robusta, 1912 nucleotides. RefSeq lists its product as uncharacterized. Gene Ontology annotation, molecular function: zinc ion binding; DNA binding. The coding region runs from base 298 to 1551 and encodes 417 amino acids. NCBI's taxonomy places the organism in Eukaryota, Fungi, Ascomycota, Sordariomycetes, Hypocreales, Nectriaceae. The record is from RefSeq and is a predicted model, not a curated record. The transcript has 6 exons.
CACAUCUCACCUUACCUCACUUCCCAUUUUCUACCUUGGAUUCCGUCUCUUCAUAUCACCGAGGAACCAACAUUUCAGGCCAUCUUUGGUCGUAUUUUUCGCUGAUUCCGAUCAAGGCCGCUCGUUUUUUAGGGCGACUGCCACUGCCACAUCUGAAGCAACCCGACCAGGGCCCAGCGGCAGAAACCAGGGCAAAACAGGAGCUACCUGCGUCGCGCUCUCGCAGCCGAGAUUUCAGAUUCUUUUCCCUCAUCACAUUUUUCAAACCCUUCCAGUACAGCAACAUUCGCCGUCAAGAUGCCGCAGUAUCGUAUCGAGGUCUCGCCCAACAACCGCGCCGGUUGCAAGGACACUGAAUGCAAGAAGCGCGGCGACAAGUGCCUCAAGGGAACCCUCCGCUUCGGCACCUGGGUUGAGAUUCAGGACCAUGGUAGCUGGAGCUGGAAGCACUGGGGCUGCGUCUCUGGCCAGCAGUUAUCCAAUAUGAGGGAGACCUGCGACCAAGGUGACAACACCUAUGACUGCUCGGGCAUCGACGGAUUUGACGAAAUGGAGGACCAUCCUGAUCUGCAGGAAAAGGUUCAGCGCGCUCUGACCCAGGGCUUCAUUGAUGCCGCCGAUUUCAACGGUGACCCUGAGAAGAACCGUCUUGGUGAGAAGGGCAUCCAUCUCACCGCCGCCCAGAAGAAGAAGCAGGCGAAGGAGGCCGCUGAAGCAGCUGCCGCCGAAAAUGGUGAAUCCCCUCCUAAGAAGGCCAAGCGUGGCCGGAAGAAGGCUGUGGAUGACGAUGAGGAGGAGCCUCAGCCUAAGAAGGCCAAGAAGGUUCAGCCCACCAAGGAGGCCGAGGCUGACGCAGAGGAGGAGAAGCCUACUCCUGCCAAGCCUGCCCGUGGUCGCAGGACAUCCGCCAACGCCGCCAAGAACGGCGAUCAGGACCCGACUCCAGCUAAGGCUACAGUUAAGGCUCCGGUGAAGAAAGGACGCAAGGCAGCUGCCAAACCCAAGGAUGAGGCUGAAGAAGAGGAGGCUGCUCCUGCUCCCGCCCCUGCUCCUACCAACGCUGAUGAGACCGAGGAUGAGGCUCUUGCUCCAGUCAAGGCCCCAGCUAAGCGAGCCCGCAAGGCCGCUGCCAAGCCCAAGGACGAGACUGAGGAUGAUGAACCGGCUUCAGCUCCUCCCUCUGCUCCUGCCUCUGCUAAGAAGGGACGCAAGGCUGCUGCCAAUGCCAAGGACGAGACUGAGGAUGAGAAGCCCACCCCCGCUAAGAAGGGACGCAAGGCUGUUACCAAGAAAGUCCAAGACGAGGCAGAUGAUGAAGAACCAGCUUCGGCUCCGGCCCCUGCUCCAGCUCUGGCUAAGAGAGGACGCAAGGCUGCUGCCAAACCCAAGGAGGAUGCCGAGGAUGAGGCGCCAGCUCCAGUUAAGAGAGGACGCCGGGUCUCGGUCAAGAAGGCCCCAACCCCUGAGCCGGAAGAGGAAGUGGCUUCUGAGGAAGAAAAGCCCGCACCAAAGCCCAAGGCUCGCCGGGGACGUCCCCGUAAGAGCACCUAAGCCCAUCUCGCCAGAACAUGGCCGUGGAAUAGGCAGCAGUUUUCCGCCUUUGCGAUCUUUCAGGUUUCACAUUUUGCGUUUACUCUUUGUUACCGAAGGUAUUCACUGGAAACAGUUAUGGGAUGUAUGAUAUGAUUGUGGUUUUAAAAACAGUUUGCCACGAUUUGUGGGGAGGACUGAGCUAUUGACGAGGACUGAGGGGCUUUGUUUCUUAGGACAAGUGGGAGAACAUAGCAGUGAUGUGAUAUUUCCCUUCGGACGCUCACUGUUCGAUGAUGACGGAUCUGGUUGUCUAAAUCACCCUGCUCGCUAUAGCUUUACCAGAGUAGUCACUGAGAAAGAUUGUUGUUGAGCUUCUAGA